AUGUCAGAGGGAGGAACUGUUGCUUCUGACAGAGGACAGCCAAUAAAGAGAAAAUUAGUGGAAUCAGAUGAUUCUGAUUUUCAAGAAGAAAUUCCUUCUUCUAAGAAGAUUAGAACAAAUUUAGAAGCAUCAGCAAGUGCUCCAAAGAUAUCAUGCAAAAAACUACAUGCUAACACUGCAACAAAAUCACUCAAAUCUGUUGUUGUAGAUACCAUUGACAAGCAACAAGGCCUUAAGCUCUAUGAUCCAUUUUUUGAAGUCGAGCAGUAUUUUACUACUAGGAUCAAUCAUAAUGUUGGAAACAGCGUUAUUUCGAACAUCAAAUCAAAACUUAGCGAGAAACAACUCACCCUUUUUUCUUCAACAUGCUUUGAAAAUUUUUUAAAUAUAAAAGGGUAUGAAUUGCAAUGCAAUUUAAUUCAUGGCUUGUUGUUAAGGGAGGUGAAGCAACCAGCUCCGUAUGAAAUGUGGGUUAGAAUCUGUGGCAAAUUGUUGAAAUUUGGAUUAGAAGAGUUUAUCAUUGUGACUGGGCUAAAAAGUACUGGGGAGUCAGAUAGGUCUAAAUAUGCUUCUUUUGAAAGUUCUUUAAAAGCAAAAUACUUCACUGGAUUGAACAAGAUUUCAAAGAAAAGUGUUGAAGAGUGUUUUCUAUUGAAAAGAUGGGAAUUUGAUGAAGAUGCAGUGAAACUAGCAAUAUUGUAUUUCAUCGAGUUGUUCCUAUAUAACAACAAGUCGGAGAGGUUAGUUGUUGAUUCAACUAUUUAUUUAGUUGAUUCGGGGUUGUUUGAGGAUUUUGCUUGGGGUAAGGACUUAUUCCACUGUACUAUCGAGUUCUUGAAGAACAAGUUCAAGUCUCUAAAUACUUUGACUUGA
Mercurialis annua (annual mercury) is the source of this 873-nucleotide messenger RNA. RefSeq lists its product as uncharacterized. NCBI's taxonomy places the organism in Eukaryota, Viridiplantae, Streptophyta, Magnoliopsida, Malpighiales, Euphorbiaceae. Bases 1 to 873 code for a protein of 290 amino acids. The transcript has 4 exons. The record is from RefSeq and is a predicted model, not a curated record.